Molecule: messenger RNA, 1389 nt
Organism: Aegilops tauschii subsp. strangulata
Lineage: Eukaryota; Viridiplantae; Streptophyta; Magnoliopsida; Poales; Poaceae
Source: RefSeq, a predicted model, not a curated record
AUGGUUACUCCUCCUUCUUCUCCUCAGGCAGAUGCCGACUCCUCCGAGGCUGCAGCCGCCGCCGCCGCGCUCGCCGACGGCGCCGCUACAGCAGCCCUCCCUACUGAUCCCAGCGACGAGGCGCGCCCCCGCGCUCCGCUCUCCACCGACAACUCCUCCUCGGCUCUUCCUCUUACCACCCUCCCACCCAAUCCCGCUGCGUCUUCUUCCUCCUGCGGUGCCUCUCCGGCUCUGCAGGCGAGCGUUUCCGGCGUCAUCGACUUCAAGCUCGCUUUGGACGGCACCAACUUCCAGCGCUGGCGCAACUACAUCAACCUCCUCCUCGCGCGCUACCAUGCAGAGGGCCACAUGAGGGAGGGCUCGGCCAACCGGCUGGCUGACCAGGCCUGGCGCGAUGACGACAACACCGUCAUCCUCUGGUUCUUCACCACCAUUGAGGGGGACCUCCUCGACAUCGUCGCCCCUCCCGGCUCCACCGCCUUCACCAUCUGGACCAGGAUCCACGAGUACUUCCUCGCCAACGAGGUCGAGCACGCGAUGCAUCUCGGCCAGGAGUUCCGGGCGGCGGUUCGCGGCGACCUCAGCAUCAACGACUACUGUCGCCGUCUCCAGGGCAUCACCGCCGCGCUCGCCGACGUCCGCGAGCCCGUGACUGAUCGUACUCUGACCCUGCAGAUGCUGGACGGGCUGGGCCCCAAAUUCGCCAUGCAGGCCGCCAUCAUCCAGGCCACCGUUCCCCUCCCCACCUUCCAGCAGGCGCGGUCCCGUCUCGUCCUCGCCGAGCUCUCUCUAGACAGGCGCGCCCGCGGCGAAGGCUCUCAGGUGCUCGCUGUCCAGCACGACGAGCGCGGCGCUGAUCGCUCUGGGGAUCGUUGCGGUGCCCGCGGAGGCGACCGUGGUGGUGACCGCGGUGGCGAUCGCGGUGAUCGCGGCGGUGAUCGCGCCGCUAAUGGCGGCGGCGGGCGUGGUGGCCAGCUCGGGGCGCACCGUGGGCGCGGCCGCGGACGUGGCCGCGGCGAUGCUCCUCCUGGCCGUGGUGCUGGUGCCACCCCCUGGCUGGGCUACUUCGCUCCCGUCGGGGCGCCUUUCCCUCCGCCUCGUGCUCCCUGGAUCCCGCCGAACUCGGCGGGCGUGCUUGGGCCCCGUCCGGGCGCUCCAACGCAGGCCUACCCGCUGCUCUACUCCACCGCGCCGGCGCCACCUGCUCCCACAUCGUACGUCGCGGCUCCCCCUCACUGGGACGCCUCGGCCAUGUACCACGCGGCUCCGAGCUAUGGAUCCGCCUUCCCUCUGAACGCCGACUGGAUUAUGGAUACGGGUGCGGCGUCCCACGUCACCGGGGAUCCAGGACCUAGCAACCAAGGAGGUGCUCCUGAGGGUCAACAGUGA